AUGGAUACCGUGCGAUCAAUCAACCAACUGAGAGUAUCCUUUCUGCGUAACUCGUCAGACGAGCAACAAGCAAAACGUAUAAUUAAACCCUUUUUGGGCAAUGAAGACGAUUACGAUGGGCUGCCUGCUGAUGUUAAAAAACUGUACUGUGGAGAUAGCGGGGCUGAUCUUUUGUUGACUUUGGAGUCGCCGCCAAUUUCUCAGAACUAUAUGGCGAAUUUGGAAUCUCUCCAAAGGACAAGAUUCAACCAAAAAAAACCAUCUGCCCGGGAUAUCCAUGGGACGGAGAGGCGUCUUUCCAACGCUAAUGGUACAACUGAUGAUCUCUUGGCUGAAAAUUUUACGGAUGAUAAGAAAGAAACGUUAAUAAGCACCACCAGUUCGAUCACAUCGAAGCAGUCAGACGGAGUGGCCCCAACAAUCAAAAGAAGCCCGCGUGGCUCUAUCAAACAGAGGAACCCUUCUUUGAGUCGCUCAACACCACGUCCUCCCCAGGAUCCCAAAUCCAAAAAAGGAGCCUUGUUUUCCAGAAUUUUCAAAGCGCACAAUAAUACCGAUUUGGAUGAGCGCAACACCAUUCGUGCCCACAGCAACUCAAAAACUCCACGUCAAAAACCUUCUGGAGUACAAAACACAAAUUUGCGAUUUUAUGACGGUGCAUUCAACUAUGACGAAACUUUGGAUGACGACGAAGAUGACGAAGACGAUGAUGAUGAUGCUUAUCGAAAUGACGAGUUUUUCCUUGGUGGCUUACCAAAGAGCGAUGAUGCAAAGAACAACAAGCUUUCAAAAUUGGGACAUCUACCGCGCUAUGGUCAAAAUGUCCUUGGAACAUCCUCCGGUGGAAAAAGCAGUUCAGUGCUCAAUCUUAUAGAUCGCAAAGUAGCGAAAUCAGCCGAAGAUGGCAACCACUUGGGUCGUUCUUCUGAAAAAGGUCAUGACUCAGAUCUAGACUCAUACAUGGAUGAAAAUGAUCUGAAGGAGCUCGAUCUUGAUGAAGGAAAAUUAAGGACGUCCGCUGGAGACGAAAGUGACGAGAAUAGACAAAACGCAUCUGCCACUCGAAGGCUUAAUAGUGACACCAAUUCGCUUUCUGAUGAAGGCAGCUUUACAUCUUCGGAGCUUUCUUCCUAUGGAAAGUCUCUGCUAGAUUCGGAUAUCGACAAUUUAGACGACUCUAGCUAUACCCGUGCACAUAUAACCGGAGGAUCAUUACUAGAAGAUUCAAUGAUAGCUGAUGAACUGCUAGCUUCAAACUCCAUGCCAGAACAUUCUGUUCCCCGUUCUCAUGCUUUCAAAUUAAUGGAAGCAAGCCAGCGAUCUACUUUUAUCAAUGAUGGCACUCCAUUGAACCUCAACGGGUACAAGAAAGCCGACAGUUCGAACAGCUCCUCUGUCCGAAACUCGCUCCAAAGUGCCUCGGCGGACAGGAGAGGCAACCCAACACCUUCGAGCCCCUCUAGGUGGUCGAGAGGUUCUCUACAAGUUAACGUACCAAACGGCAUGAACGGUUCUGUCAAAAAUUGGAAUAGACACCGGAGAACGACAAGUGAUUACACCAAAAACGUUCGAACUUCGAAACCUAUUCUUGAUUCAACUAUUUUUGCAAAAGCUCCACUUCUAGGUUCUACUAAUCAGGGCACUUCACAACUAACCAGUAUCCUCAAACAGAAAAAAAAUAAAAACGUCGAUACAAUGGAUUAUUUCUCAUUUGUGUCAGGAAAGCAAGUUGCCAAGUCAGAAUCAACAUUAUAUCAUGUCUACAUUCAAGACUCAUUCAAGUACAGAAACCACCCGCUAGACUUGGCCGUCAGAAAAUCGGCCACAGUUUUCGAAGUGAUCGGAUACAUACUGUAUCAUUACUUUUCUCAGUUGAAAGCGCUUGACGACGGUGACGUUCUUACAAGAAAAGAAAGCAGGAACCCCAACAUGUUCAAUCUCAAAAUAGUGGAUGAAGAUGGAGAACCAUUCGAAGACAACUUUGGGACUAUUAAUAGGAAAAGCAAGAUAUCCAGUGUUUUUGACAACGAAAUCGUACUAUGCAAAGUAAAAGAUGAGUCAGAGUUUAAACAGAACGAAAGAGAAACGCCAUUACCAUAUGAAGAAGAAGAAAACGACGAUAGAAAAGAAGCGGAAGAUCCUCCCACAACAAUACACAGCGACUCUCUCAAUCAAUUAAGUUAUUACAAACCUAUUCUACAGACCAAGUUCAAAGACUCGAGUAAUCAGGAAGGUAAACUAAUAGAUGUCAAGAUUUUUCUCUUUCCUAACUUAAAUCCUGCUUACAAUUUUACGACAAUUAAAGUGCCCAUCUCUACGCCUCUGCGAACGAUAUUAGCAAAGUAUUGCUCUAUGAAAUCAAUGGAUUCUUCGGAUUAUACAUUGAAGCUUAGCGGCAGGCGAACAAUUGUGGACCUGGACGAUAGCCUCGGUGAGUUGGAUGGGAACUUCGACCUGGAAUUGAUAUCGAAAAAAGAAGUGAAGGCUUCGGGUCUUAAAAAAAUGAGUAAAGCUACUUUCGGAAAGCCCGCUCUUCCCACAAUUCAAAGUGCGGACCUUACUCCAGUGGCGAUGGACAGCAGAGAUCAGUAUUUGGCCGCAGUGGAUACGUUGAAAGCGGCCGAUGGUGCGGGGCAUACAGACACGACACCUAAUAAACCAUCAUCGGCUCCCAGCAAGAGGGGGUCUAUCAAAUCCAAGCGUGGACUACAUCACAAAUCGUCCCAUAGCAACGACUUCAACACAGGCGCUGGUGGCUUUUUCAAGCUCAAAAAUAAUUCGAAAUCCUCGCUACGCAAUAGUGCUAACGCAAGUAAUCGACCAUCUUCCUCUGACCGAUCGGCGAUGAACCUCGAUACAAGUUAUAAAGAUGCUUUUGUCGGUGCUUACUAUAAGUACAGAGUUUGGAGACGACAACAAAUUUCUUUCAUAAACAAACAUGAAAGAACACUCGCUAUUGAUGGGGAUUACAUUUACAUCAUACCUCCUGAGAACGGGUUUAACUGGCACCAAGACCACGGUAAGACCAAAUGUUUUCACAUGAGCCAGGUCGUCCUUGUUCGGAAGUCGAAGCGUAUCCCAGAAUACUUCAAAAUUUUCGUCAACCGGCCCACUGGACUGAAGCGUUACUAUUUUGAAGCAGUUAACCCGGCAGAGUGCGUGGAAAUAGUAAGUCGCAUACAUUCUCUUUUGUCGGCAUACAAAAUGGAUCAUAGAGGUAAAAAUCUGUAA
Molecule: messenger RNA, 3231 nt
Organism: Lachancea lanzarotensis
Lineage: Eukaryota; Fungi; Ascomycota; Saccharomycetes; Saccharomycetales; Saccharomycetaceae
Gene: AVO1
Product: LALA0S10e05644g1_1
Exons: 1
Coding region: 1-3231 (1076 amino acids)
Biological process (GO): TORC2 signaling
Cellular component (GO): plasma membrane; TORC2 complex; cytoplasm
Molecular function (GO): phosphatidylinositol-4,5-bisphosphate binding
Source: RefSeq, a predicted model, not a curated record